UGAAAAUUUCUCUAUGUAAAUGGGAUCAGUGUUAAAUCAGCAAUGUGCAAGCGGGGCAAGCAAAGGUGGUGGAGAAGAGCCCGGGAAGUUGCCGGAGCAGGCAGAGGAGGAAUCCCAGGUUUUGCACGGAACUGGCCACUGUAAGUGGUUCAACGUGCGAAUGGGAUUUGGAUUCAUCUCCAUGAUAAACCGAGAGGGAAGCCCCUUGGAUAUUCCAGUUGAUGUAUUUGUACACCAAAGCAAAUUAUUCAUGGAAGGAUUUAGAAGCCUAAAAGAAGGAGAACCAGUGGAAUUCACAUUUAAAAAAUCUUCCAAAGGCCUUGAAUCAAUACGGGUAACAGGACCUGGUGGGAGCCCCUGUUUAGGAAGCGAAAGAAGACCCAAAGGGAAGACACUACAAAAAAGAAAACCAAAGGGAGACAGCAUUUCUUCUUGUGGAAGUCUGCUGGCCACAAGUUCUCUCAGAUGCUACAAUUGUGGUGGCCUUGAUCAUCAUGCUAAGGAAUGUAGUCUACCUCCUCAGCCAAAGAAGUGCCAUUGCUGUCAGAGCAUCACGCACAUGGUGGCGAACUGCCCUCACAAAACUGUGGUGCAGCCGCCCACCAGUUCUCAGGGAAGACAGGAAGCCGAGCCCCAGCCGUGCACUUCGACUUUCCCUCGAGAGGUGGGCGGAGGGCAUGGCUAUACGUCAUCACCGUUUCCUCAGGAGGUGAGGUCCGAGAUCUCAGAGUGGCCAGGCAGGUCACCUCCAGAAGCUUCCUCCACGAAGUCGUCUGCAGCACCAGAAGAACAAAGCAAAAAGGGGCCUUCUGUUCAAAAAAGGAAAAAGACAUAACCCUUCUUAACGUAUCAUUUUCUUUCCCCGGUUGGGAAGUCUACCUCAUGCAAGUACAGGGGAACCGUAUUUCACAAACAGCCGCUGACCUGGGGUUUUUAACUACUGUUGAGGAACUGUGAAUUUUUUUAAACAGACAAAUCACUCUAAGCAAAUUACCUUUGAGC
Hippopotamus amphibius kiboko is the source of this 1002-nucleotide messenger RNA. RefSeq names its product lin-28 homolog B (gene LIN28B). The transcript has 5 exons. Bases 20 to 835 code for a protein of 271 amino acids. Gene Ontology annotation, molecular function: zinc ion binding; nucleic acid binding. The record is from RefSeq and is a predicted model, not a curated record. NCBI's taxonomy places the organism in Eukaryota, Metazoa, Chordata, Mammalia, Artiodactyla, Hippopotamidae.